Dujonia railenensis is the source of this 1710-nucleotide messenger RNA. The record is from the annotation of a GenBank genome assembly. Lineage: Eukaryota; Fungi; Ascomycota; Pichiomycetes; Serinales; Debaryomycetaceae.
AUGGAGAGUCCCAAGAAAAAGCUCCUUUCAACUUCCUCCCCAGAGGGACUUCUGGUUGCCUCUAGAAUUACCCCAACAAGAAUUGCUAAUUUAUUGAUUAGAAAGGGCCCUUUGCCCAUUCGUCACAUCACGGGCCAGUUGGCCCUAGAAGUGCUGGGGUUUGAAAUGCUCUCGUUAUCCAAGCAAAGAAGAUUGAUAAUGGCAGCAAUGGAACAGACAGACCCAGAUAAUAACGUGUUGUUCGAAAAGAUUGGUUGGGGCCAAUGGGCAGUAAGAAAAGUCGACUCAGACUAUAUCGUUACCGAAGGUACUGAGGGCACAAGUGGCACUCCUUUGGCAUUACAAGAUGAAGAAAUCAAUAAAAAGCUUUUAAGCGUCCAUGAUUUGAGGAAUCAAACUGGCGUUAAGUUGGGCUGGACCAAGAAGCAACAACAACAGCAACAAGCCCUUCCACAACUGAUGUCUCCACCGCAUAAUAAUGUAUACCAGAUGCUGCCUCCAGUAUUGCCACCAAUCCAACACCGCAGGAAACUGAGUAACGGUGGACAUGCUAAUCUUCAAGCUGCCGCAGCUUUGAGAAGAGAAUCGAUAUCUGCAUCUAAACAGAAUCUUCACAACAUAAAACUCCCACAGGACGUUUCUAACGCCAUCGAAAGUGACCUGGAAGAUGACUAUGCAUUGGCCGACGAAAUAGAUGAUGAUAGUGACAGCGAAACUGACAUUGAAAGCGAUGAAGUUGUCAACAAUGAGGAAGGUACAAUGUUUAGCUUUGAUGAUGACGUGAACGCUGGACAGACUUCAAUAGGCAAGUUCAAGCCAAGAGCUGCAAGUACCAGUACUGUUGGCAGUAAGAGUAGCAGAAGAAGAAGCAGCAUGAAAUCGCCCCCUCCUGGUGCCAUUAAGUUUGCCAAUAGAGUUCCAAUGAAGGUGAGUCCUCCUCCUGGAACUCCUAGAGACAAUAGUAACGGAGGAAGUCGCAGAAAGUCUUCAUCAUCUGCUGGUACGCCCGGUAUCUCCAAGUAUAGUUAUAAUCAAAGAACGCUGUUUUUCAACCGUUCAAGGUUAAAUUCAUUGGAAAAUCUUGAUAACUAUAUCGUUUCAUCUGCAAAGAACUCUGGUAGUUCUCUUUCAUCACCUGCACCUCCACAUCAUCAAUCUUCAUCGUUGGCUGGCCCAACUGGUUCAUUCAGUUUAUCAUCUCUGCCUUGGAGUGCUAACAACUACAUUCAUCACGCUGCAUCUCCAGACAGCAUAGCAGCCACCAUGGCAAUGGGUAGAAGAAAAUCAUCGUUCAAUGAGUCUCAUGUACGUUCAACCUUAUCAUCUUCUCUCCCAAAGCAACAGUUCGAUAAACCAAUUUUACCACCAACGACUACAAACUCUUUAGUCAAGCCAUAUGAACAUCAGAAUCAUUCCAAAUCAUCCAAUUCGGUAUACAGUAAUAAGGGACUUACCAGGGAGCGUUUGGCAGGAGAACAUAGUGAUACAGAUGAAGAAGAUUGGGCAACAAUAGGUGCAGAGUCACUUAGAAGUGGGAAGAUUCAAAAUAAGAGGCAUAUCAACAACAACAACAACAACAACAACAACAACAACAAUAUAAGUAAUAAUGGUAACAAUAACCAUCCCAUGAAUAAUGAUCAAACAUUAUCUCCUUCGCAAGCAGAAGAGAGAAAUGCAGCUUACGCAUUAGUAGAUCUAAUGUCUGUAUGA